This is a messenger RNA of Symbiodinium necroappetens, 483 nucleotides long. The record is from the annotation of a GenBank genome assembly. NCBI's taxonomy places the organism in Eukaryota, Dinophyceae, Suessiales, Symbiodiniaceae.
AUGGGGGGCGCCCCGCAGGAGGACGAGGACUGCACCGUCGAGCAGCUGAGUGCACUGAACAAGCGGGUGGCGGCCCUGGACCUACCUCCAUAUGUGGACUUGGCGGUUUGGCAACCUUACCGGAGACUCCGACCUGGUCUUCCAGUACGCAGAGGAGGCUUGGGCGGACAAGGCGCGGACUUACACGGGUCCCAGGCGCAACGACCCAAAGAUGAAGCCGAAGAAGCCGGCGGGGCCCAGAUCAGAAGGACCUGCCUGCACCGCCGCCGCCUGCACCAGAACCUGACCCGGCCAGCUGGAAGUGCUCAUCGACAGGCCCAAGUGGCAGAUCCAAGGCGGUACACCUCCUUCGCCCGCUCCAAGCACUUCACCCUGUACGCGGAUCCUCCCACGGGCACCAGCAAGUGUAUAAAGUGCCGAGUUCACAGCAGAGGCAUCGCGGCGAGCCAAGGCCUGCCUGGGGUGGAGGGCGGGAAUUUUUGA